GUCCCAUACAUCAUUUCUCCAAAACUCAUUUGCAACAAUUAGCUCGAAACUUGACACGGCUGAGGGCAGCAGUACUGGGCCUCGUCACGCCUCAAUUUGUCUCCGGCAGGCUGAUAAAUCAAGGGAUCGGCACAGCAUGGUCGCUUAAGUUUAAGCGUCGGACCUGCGCUGAACUUGCUGCCCAAGUCUCCCUCGCAUUAGCGUGUUCUCUGAACGCAUUACUUCGGCGAUGGGUGCUGGUUGCAGCCAUCCAGUUGACUUCAUUGCUUAUGCUGCUACAACGGAGGAGGUGCGCGACGCUGUAAAAAGCAUUGAAGCAUGGCAAAAGGCGCAGGAGGAUGGGCGCACUGGCAAGGGAUUCCAGCACACGACUGACACGAAGACUCCCCUGCUCGCGCGUGUGGGCGGGAUUGACAACGUGAAACGCGUGGUUGAGGGCUUCUAUCGCCGGCUGUACGCGGAUGAACGGAUGGACAAGUACCUCUCGGGAUUCGACAUGCCCUACCUGCGGGCCAAGCAGUCCGCCUUCAUGGGCUGGUUGUUCGGACCCGCUAGUGUGCCGUACAGCGGCAAGCACCUGCGCACGGUGCACCUCAAGAUGAUCAAGCAGCAGGGCUUCAGCCCCGAGGACUUCGAGGUGGGCAUGGACUACUUCGAGGAGUCCAUGAAGGAGCUGGGCGCGCCCGAGACCAUCAUUAGCGAGGUCAUGUCCAAGAUUCGCCCAUUCAAGGCAGUCAUCUUCACGCCCAACGCCAAGGACACCGAGGAGAUCGCGCGCUGGGCGGCGGAGGGGAGCGCGAAGCAGGCAUCCGCAGCCAGCGGCAAGUCAGAAAAGCCCGCGGCGCAGCCGGACCAGGCAGCCGCAGCCGUAACCGCAGCCCCGGUCGCUGCCGCUGCUGCAGACCGCCCGGGCUCGGCCGCCUCCACCGCCUCUGCGAGGGCGCGCCAGUGCCCCUUCAGCGGCGCAAUGGUGGGCGCGACAAGUGCCAAAGCGUCCUCGCGGCCGGCCAGCGCAGCACCCACACCGGCACCCGCCACCGCGCCCGCGCCCGUGACCGCGCCGGCGACGUCUACGUCAGCUCCCGCGCCGGCGCCGGCUGUCACCUCGUCCCGCCCGGCCUCUUCUGCACCGGCGCCCGCCGCUGCCCCGGCCGCUGGCGAUGCCAGCUCGCGGCCCGCAUCCAGCGCGGCAGCGCCAGUGCCGGCGGCGGCGGCUGAGCCCCAGCCGGCACCUGCGCCGGCGCCGCUGAAGGAGAAGUCCCAGGUGCCGCUGAUGAAGGCGACCACCACAGAGCUGGUGGACGCAUUCAUUUCAGAGGCCAUCAUGGCGGAGCCACCCGCGCCCGGCCCCAGUGCGGCUGCGGCUGCGGAGGGCCUGGCGGCGGUCGCCGAAGAGGAGGAGGCGAGUCCGGCGGCGGCGGAGCCGCCGGCUGCCAAGCAGGAAACGGCGGACGCAGGGGGCCUUGACGGCUUGGAUGGCCUGGAUGGCCUAGACGGACUGGAGGGCUUCGGGGAUGAACUGGGCGCCAGUGCGACUGUUGGAGCUGCAGAGGGUGCCGGUGCCGGCGCCGCUGGCGUUGCGGAGGACGAGGAGGAGGGCGCCAAGCAGCCGCCCGCCGCCACGCUGUCGCAGGCACUCGGCCAGCUGGAGUCGUCGCAGCAGCUGGGCGAGGUGUUUUAGUGGUGCGGCAGGAAGACGGGUAACGGCGGCACAGCCGGGUGCUGCGCUGCAGAGCUGUGCGGCCGCGCGGAGGGGCUGGAGGGACGGCUGCGGAUCCAGACAUAAGAGCUGCCCUUGAGCACCCUGUGCUGUCAUUUGUGCUACAUACUUGCUUCCAUGGUAAUGGCUGUGAAGCGGACAGAGGGAAGGGUCGUGCGUAUGGCUGGGGUAUCACGAGGCGGUACACGACACGCUGGGAGGAUAGCGUGAGGCACGAAGUGGAGCUUGGGCUGCGUUACAUGGUCGUGCCGAGGUCCUUGCCGGCCGGAAGUUGGCUGCGACCUUCCACAUGGAGCUCCUCUCCCAACACAUGGACUCUUUGGCUAACUGACAAAAGCACUAGUACGGAAUCUCAAAUUCGUUUGUUGCUAUGCCUUCAUGCCUUCAGGCAGGUGUCCAGGCCGCGGGUAUGCAUAGUGCAUGGGUGUGGGAAGCGCUUUCGAGGUGGUACAGCAGGUUUGAGACAGACCCGUGGGAGAGCCCUGUGUACAUGGAGAUUGGGGUGUUUGGCAAGUCGUGUAUGUAGCCAGUCGCUUGCAUUCUUAGGGUAAGAAUAAAUGUCGCAGGCCGUGGUCUAUAGGCUUGCACUCGGCCAACCAAUCCCACUGUAGCCAUCCCUGUAGUGGUUUGUAGGUGCAUCUCGGAUGUCAGGUGUACUCAUGUGCAACGCGCAGGCGUGGGCUUCUGCACUCAUCAAUCAUGCAUGCGUGUUCUUGGGAUCUUUCAGUACUCUUGACUCCCGUGCUGCGGAGGUGUUCCUUGAUAUUUAUUAUGUGCGGUGCUGCCAUGCUCCACUCGUGAAGGCCAAUGCGCGCGAGCACCUCACGACUCGUGUGCUUCCAAGUGCAUAUCGGAAGGCAAACCGCGUAGACUUUGUAGCUGCAGGCAUGCGUACGUGUGCGUCAGCGUUGCAGGAAUACUUGCGUGCUCUCGCAGUACGGUGCGGUACAUCAGCAGAGGCGGCAAUGUCUUCUUUUAACCAAUAAAUGCGGUUUGCGAGCCUGGUGAGUGCAGCGCGAAGAGGCAGGCUGGCGUUGGAUUGCACAUGCUGUAUGUACGGUACCGCCGUCCACCGUAGGCAGCAGUCUUAGUUUCAUGUGGUCUAUGGUGGCGGCAGCUUUGCUCCGUGUUUGUGGGGGCCAGAGACGGCCUUUGCCUCCGAUGGUUAGCGCCGCCAGUGAUGGGGAGAUUAAGGCGUACUGGGAGGUGGCUACAAAGGUGAAAGCUUGAAUCAAAGCUUGGAGCGAAGAGCUAAGGCAGACCCGGCGUGCAUGUACGGUACAUUUAACAGAUAUUGCGUGCUUGAGUAAUGCACGUGUGCUAUGGUGCAGCAUGAUGAAAUACGGAAGCAGGCUGCUGGACGACUUGCCCCAGAUGAGGCGACUGAGGAGCUUAGACGUCGGGUCCCGGGCUCCCGGGGAGUGGGCACGUUGCCAUGCAGGGAAGAGUCCUGCUCGGCUCCAUG
Molecule: messenger RNA, 3185 nt
Organism: Chlamydomonas reinhardtii
Lineage: Eukaryota; Viridiplantae; Chlorophyta; Chlorophyceae; Chlamydomonadales; Chlamydomonadaceae
Exons: 9
Coding region: 230-1681 (483 amino acids)
Biological process (GO): cellular response to oxidative stress; cell redox homeostasis
Cellular component (GO): cytoplasm
Molecular function (GO): oxygen binding; heme binding; thioredoxin peroxidase activity
Source: RefSeq, a predicted model, not a curated record